Molecule: messenger RNA, 2072 nt
Organism: Nilaparvata lugens (brown planthopper)
Lineage: Eukaryota; Metazoa; Arthropoda; Insecta; Hemiptera; Delphacidae
Gene: Ent2
Product: equilibrative nucleoside transporter 2
Exons: 12
Coding region: 394-1902 (502 amino acids)
Biological process (GO): nucleoside transmembrane transport
Cellular component (GO): plasma membrane
Molecular function (GO): nucleoside transmembrane transporter activity
Source: RefSeq, a predicted model, not a curated record
AUUAGUUAUGACAGUAGGGACGUUGUUGCUCGUCAAAACAUAGUAGCUCAACAGGGUUUGAAGAUGAAUUAGGUUUGUUACGGGUGUUAUGCCCAGAAGAGGUUGUGGUCAUUACCGAGCACGUGUAGUAAAGUUGUCAAAUGAUCGGGAAGGUGAUGAGAACUUGUUUGGAUCAACUUCUUUUUGUCUGCGGUGGCUAAUGCUAAAAUAGCUUGGAAUUCUUAAUAAGUGUUACAUAAUUCCAGUUCUCUACUGUAGCUUGCAAUGUGCGCACAUGAUCGCGACUUUUGCUUUUCGUAUAUUCUCUAUCUACUUCUAAAAUUUUGAUGGUAAACAAAUAGAACCGUGUCUAUCAUAACCUUGUAUUUUUAGUUGAAUCCCUCCAAUAGUGAAAUGUCUGGUGAAAAAGUGCCUCUUCUGUUUGUUAGCAAACAAUCAGCUCGUUCAUCUAGGAAUAUAAAAAAUAAUGUUCUUAGACUUCUUAGACUGCAUCCUUUUCAGUUGUCGCAACGUGGCACAGAGUUUGAGAAACAGCCGUUCUUAGCAACAACUGAGCCUGUCAGAUUAACGCCGGCUUGGGAAGAGACCAACUUGCCCAAUGACGAGCUGAACUUCAAGGGUGUAACCAUGGAGCAGGCUCAGCUCGAAAUGAACCCACCCAACGACAGGUUGAACCUAGUGUACCUGACUUUGAUGCUCCACGGCAUCGGAACCCUCAUGCCAUGGAACAUGUUCAUUACAGCCAAAGAAUAUUUCGAAGACUACAAAUUAAGUGAAGAAUAUACCGGUGCUAAGUACGAUUAUGCGUCGAACUUCAUGCUUUACCUGACAUUUGCAUCUCAAGUGCCCAAUUUAGUGUUUAAUUGGUUGAACAUUUUUGUAAAAAUAGGUGGUAAUUUGACAACUCGUAUAGUGUGGAGUAUCUUCUUCGAAGUAUUGCUAUUUGUGGUGACUGUCAUUCUAGCAAUGAGUGACUCCUCCCAGUGGCCAGGAAUAUUCUUCUGGGUCACCAUGUGCACUGCUAUUGGAUUGAAUAUGGCGAAUGGUAUCUAUCAGAAUACCGUGUUUGGAAUGGCUGCCAAGCUGCCUUUCAAAUACACUGGAGCUGUUGUCCUUGGAUCGAAUGUGAGUGGAACCUUCACAGCCAUCAUCAACCUGGCUUCGAAGUUCUUCGCUCCGAACACUCGAACUGCAGCCAUUUAUUAUUUCAUCACAGCGUUGUUUGUAUUGCUCGCCUGCUUUGACACCUAUUUCGCUUUGCCUCUCAAUAGGUUUUACAAAUAUCAUGAGCUGUUGUCGCAGAAAGAUGCUCAAGAAAAGAAAACAGCCUCAGGAAGUUCAACAAACAAGAUACCGUAUUGCAAAAUAUUUAAGCAAUGCUUUCCUCAGUGCUUUAAUGUGUUCAUGGUGUUCGUUGUGACUCUCAGUAUUUUCCCUUCUCUACAUUCUGGUAUCCAAAAAUCCGAUAAAGACUUUUUUGUUGGUGAUGAAUAUUACGUGAAUGUGAUGUGCUUUCUCACUUUCAAUGUGUGUGCCAUGAUUGGCAGUUCCCUUCCUUCUCUAGGAACUUGGCCGAAACCAAAGUAUUUAGUGAUACCUGUGAUGCUGAGACUGCUUUUUAUUCCACUGUUUGUGCUGUUCAACUACCAGCCGAUUGGCCAGUCGCGUAUCUUCCCAGUGCUAAUCGCUAAUGAUUGGGUCUAUUGGGGUGCGGCCGUACUCUUCGCUCUAUCCUCAGGAUACUUCAGUUCUUUGGGAAUGAUGUAUUGUCCGCGGACGGUUGAGCCGCAUUAUGCGCCGACUGCCGGCAUGUUCGGUGCAGCGUCACUCAUUACUGGCAUCUUCUGUGGAAUUCUUUUGUCAUUCAUUUUCCCCUGGUUUGUCACCAAUGUUUCCUUAUAAUCUUCACAGUGAAUUAUCGCCGGCUAAUAGAAACAAGCUCAGUAAUUUCUGUUCAUCUCUAGAUUUUUAUACUCUAAAUUUCUAUCUUCUUGUAAUUUUUGCUCCAUCAUUCAUUCUUUAGAUUCAUUCUCUUUAUAUAUUCGUGAAAGAUAUUGCUUAUUUUGUCUAAU